Messenger RNA from Elephantulus edwardii (Cape elephant shrew), 468 nucleotides. RefSeq names its product superoxide dismutase [Cu-Zn]-like. The coding region runs from base 1 to 468 and encodes 155 amino acids. Gene Ontology annotation, cellular component: cytosol; nucleus; peroxisome. Gene Ontology annotation, biological process: removal of superoxide radicals. The record is from RefSeq and is a predicted model, not a curated record. The transcript has 5 exons. Gene Ontology annotation, molecular function: superoxide dismutase activity; copper ion binding. Lineage: Eukaryota; Metazoa; Chordata; Mammalia; Macroscelidea; Macroscelididae.
AUGGCGACUAAGGCUGUGUGCGUGCUGAAGGGCGACGGCCCAGUGCAGGGCACCAUCCACUUCGAGCAGAAGGCAAGGGAUAAUGGGCCAGUCACGGUAUCCGGCUCCAUUACAGGAUUGACAGAAGGUCUCCAUGGAUUCCACGUGCACCAGUUUGGAGAUAAUACACAAGGCUGUACCAGUGCUGGCCCUCACUUUAAUCCUCAAUCCAAAAAACAUGGUGGACCAGAGGAUGAAGAGAGGCAUGUUGGAGACCUAGGCAAUGUAACUGCUGGUAAAGAUGGUGUGGCCCACGUGUCUAUUGUAGACUCUGUGAUUUCACUCUCCGGAGAGAAUUCUGUCAUUGGCCGCACAAUGGUGGUCCACGAGAAAGCGGAUGACUUGGGCCGAGGUGGAAAUGAAGAAAGUACAAAGACUGGAAAUGCUGGAAGCCGUUUGGCUUGUGGUGUAAUUGGGAUCGCCCAGUAA